Molecule: messenger RNA, 2597 nt
Organism: Cladocopium goreaui
Lineage: Eukaryota; Dinophyceae; Suessiales; Symbiodiniaceae
Source: the annotation of a GenBank genome assembly
GCAGAGGUGCUUGAGAUUCGUCGCAAAGAAGAGAAGAAGCAAUCAGUGGAAUCACUUGAGGACACCGACGAAGAUGUUUCCGAUUCUGAGGCAGAACCGGCGCCCCUUGAAAAUGUUGAGCCUGCCCCACUACCAUCUUCGGGGUCGCAACCAGUUGUUCCAACAGGAUCCAAGGGUGAUCAUUCCUGUGCCCCUCCAACAGCCACUGAACCCACUCCGGGUCCUGCACCAGCAGCCGAUCCACCGGCGAAGCCAUCUGUGGCGGGAGAACCUGCCACAGAACCGGGUGCUGAGGCGAAGGUGGACAAGGAAACACGUCGUGGGGAUCAUGUGGCCAAGGAUUUGGGUCCAGACUUUGACAAGGCAAUGAAGAUUCCAGGAGACACGUCAUCACCAUCAUCUUUACCAACCAUUGCUACCGACAAUGUGGAUACACAGCCCGUGGAUGUGAUGGAGCUUCCCGUUCCUGCUGCUACUCCAUCAAAACCUGUUUCCUCCGAUGAUGUGACCCGUAAGAGGCGAAAGUACCAGAACCUUGAAACUGUUUCAAAGUUGGGGACUACGUUGAUUUUGGGUGAGGGCAACAAGAACAGCCCUGAAUCUAGUGAGUCAACACACACCCCAUCAUCUACCAGUGCCCAGAAGAGUAUCACCACUACUUCUGGUGGAAGACCUGCUGAUGAAGUUACCCCAGAUGCCAAUGAUUCUGCAAUUCCCAAACCCAGACGUCGUCGGGUGAACAAAUCCAAAGAGCCACCACCAGUCCCAGAGGGUUGGUGGGACGACAAUUGCGAAGAUGACCCAGAGCCAGCAGAGUCCGAGCCUUGUGAAGUUGCCGAUGCCGAUGAUGAAGCAGCUAGCAAGGCCGAAGGAAAGACCAAGAACAUCCAGAAGCAUCAGAAGAAGGCCGCUCCGAAGGCCAAGGUGGACAAAGCUGCCAAACCCCGCAAAGGUGCUAGCAAACCCAAGAAAUCCAAGAAGGCCCCAUCUACGAUGAAGGAGCUUCAGUUGGAGAUCAAUGAGCUGGAUUCCGAUGAUGAAACGACUCCGGAAAUCCUUGCCCAACCCGCCUCUACUCCAGCGUCUGCACCUGAUGGAACUUCCACGGAGGUGGACACAGAGCUUCUUGAAGAUCAACCCUGCAAGACCGAUGGCUACAUGCCGUGUACGGAAGGUGCAGAUGUGCUGGUGGAUGAUCUUUCUGUUCAACUUGCGCUGGCACUGGGGCCCGAGAUCAAAACUGAGCAAAUGGAACCUGACAGCCCUGCCAACAAAAAGUCUGAUGAUGGUAAUGAUGAGAUGGCGCCCCCUGUUGAGAAUGAUGGUGACAAAGCAUCAAAUGGAAAGAAGAAGCGAGUUCUUACCCGACGAGAACUUCUCAUGAACGCUGCCAAGGCACGGAUCCGAAGGAUGGUGGCUCCAAAGUCCAAAAGAACUGACCUGUCGGUACCAGCAUGGGUUGGCACGGAGUGGAACAAAGGAACCAAGGAAAAGGAGCAAAUGGCCAUUACCCUCCAAGAGGUGAACUUCGACAAGUUGAAGUUUGUGGAUGAGAUGCAGCGCAUCAUCACAUCCCGGAAGAAGGUAAGCGUCAAGAAAGACCAGGGAUGGUAUAGUGAAUCUGAGAUGAAAACUGACCUCAAAUGGCCUGCGACCCGCAUCACUGCAGCAAAGACCUACUGCGGCGAUUCUACUCGUGCUGAAACACAUGUGAGGAAGAACAUGUAUGACGGCAUCACUGAGUACUGGGUGACGGUGCGUGAACGUGGGAGCUACGAGGAGGAGCACGAAAUGUCCGAGAUGCACAAGUCAACAAGCAAGGCUGCUGGUCCGGUGAACUUGGAAGAGGGAUGCUUUGAUAAAAUCAAAGCAGCCAUGCCCUGUCAGCAGCCCGCCAUUGCUGCUGACUCGAAUGGUCAGAAGAAACCAGCAGAGUCCGAGGCAGCCACCGCCGAUCAGAACCGGCAACAUGUGAAGCGCUUCAUGGAUUCACUCCUGUCACUGAAGAUCUUGCAAGAUCACAUCACGCAAGUGGAGAGCCAGUACGAUCUUCUCAACGAGGAGAUGGCCAAGGGCGAAAACGCUGGAUAUGGGAAGGAGUCCAUGUCUCAGACCAGUGGUCGUCUGUCCUCUCGUGCCACUGCUGCAGAGCAGAAGGUGAAGCACUGGCCUCAGGUUCCGAGGAAAUCGAAGCAGUUUUUCGACAAGAAGGAAGCUGGCAAAAACUCUGAUAGCAAGAAACCUGAUGCUUCCGAUGCUACCAAGCCCGCCCGCAGUGCCGGACGAGGAUUGAAGAGCUUCGUCCAAGAAAUAGGUGCCAUGUGCUGUGGCAAUCCGGACUGCAAAGGCCGUCGCGGAAGAGGUCUCCUGAAUGUUGUUGCCAAAGACUUGCGACAUCUUUUUGAACAUGGCAUUGUCAACCCGUUGGAUGGGCAAAGGUAUUUUUUCUGCAUCGUGAACGUGAUGGGCGAUUGGCCCUUUAUUCAACGUGCUGGGCAUUUGGCCCGAUCGUUUUACAAUGCAGCCAAGCAUGCUAGUGGUGUCGACAAACGACUGGAACUAUUGACAGAACGCUUCCAGAUUUGGCGUGACAGAAU